Messenger RNA from Protopolystoma xenopodis, 303 nucleotides. The record is from the annotation of a GenBank genome assembly. Lineage: Eukaryota; Metazoa; Platyhelminthes; Monogenea; Polystomatidea; Polystomatidae.
AUGGGCCACUCCGUUCUUGGCGCUCGAAAGUGGCGGUCGACUUCAUAUUUUCUCUUUUCUGCCCAAAAUGAACCGACUUAUCGGCGACUGGAGAUGACGUUUUUGCAGACUUUUCGGCUCAAUCAACUUCGUCAGAGGCAGACUUCGCGCGCUGGUGAGCAUCUCGGACGACAGACGCGACCGUCUCGCCGACGACGGCGACGGCAACGGCGACGGCGACGGCGACGACAUCGAGACCGGUCGCCGGCGGCCAGUUGUGGUCUUGUCGGCCUCGAGGCCAGUGCCAUGGCGGGACUCGGUUGA